CUAAAUGCAAAAAUUUAUUUUGAAUUUGAGUUUAAUCGAACAAUCCUAGAAAGCUACUAGUUAUAAAUCAAAAUUUACGACGUAGCAUUUUUAACAGUAGUAAAUUUUAUCGUCAUCAUAAAAAUUUGAGGCGAAAAUGGGAGAUGAAGGAAGCAAGCCUGAUGAAUCUAAGAAGAAAGGGGGUGGUCAAGCCCAGAAGUUCCUUAUUGAUUUUUUGGCAGGCGGUGUAUCUGCGGCGGUGGCGAAAACCGCUGUGGCUCCAAUAGAACGUGUGAAGCUGCUUCUUCAAGUACAAGCUGCAUCGACACAGAUCACAGCGGAUACUCAAUACAAAGGGAUUAUAGAUGCAUUUAUACGAAUACCGCAGGAACAAGGAUUUGCAUCGUUUUGGCGGGGAAAUCUUGCAAAUGUAGUAAGGUACUUCCCGACACAGGCGCUUAACUUUGCUUUCAAGGAUUAUUACAAGCGGAUUUUCAUGGGCAAAUUGAAAAAGGAAGAGCAUUUUUGGAAAUAUUUUGCAGCCAGCAUGGCGAGUGGUGGGGCAGCAGGAGCUACUUCACUUCUCGUUGUAUACCCACUGGACUUUGCAAGAACGCGACUAGGAGCAGAUAUCGGGAAAGAGGGGCAACGUCAAUAUUCAGGACUUAUAGAUUGCAUAGUCAAAACAUUCAAAAGCGAUGGUUAUAUUGGAUUAUAUCGCGGGUUUUUUGUGUCAGUUCAGGGUAUCAUUAUCUACCGCGCAUGUUACUUCGGAUUUUUCGACACUGCUAAGUCUCUUCUUCCUGAUCCGAAGAAUACCAACGUUUUGGUAUCGUUUAUUAUUGCGCAGAUAGUGACAAACGUCUCAGGAGUAAUAUCGUAUCCUUUCGAUACGGUACGGAGGAGAAUGAUGAUGCAAUCUGGUCUCAAGAAAGAGGAGGUGAUGUAUAAAAACACUCUGGACUGUUGGGUAAAAAUUUUCCAGCAUGAAGGUGGAAGGGCAUUUUUCAAGGGAGCGCUGUCCAAUAUCAUAAGAGGCACGGGGUCAGCACUUGUUUUAGUAUUUUAUGAUGAAAUAAAAAAGGUAAUCGCAGUGUAAGUUUAAUAAAUCGUCAUUUUGUGUAUUUGGUUUCUGGAUGACUUGCACCUUUUUGGUAAAUUAAUGACUUGGUAAUUUUGUAAUAAAUAGAUUUUCAUAAG
This is a messenger RNA of Hermetia illucens (black soldier fly), 1179 nucleotides long. Its product is annotated as ADP,ATP carrier protein 1-like. Lineage: Eukaryota; Metazoa; Arthropoda; Insecta; Diptera; Stratiomyidae. The transcript is spliced from 2 exons. Gene Ontology annotation, biological process: mitochondrial ADP transmembrane transport; mitochondrial ATP transmembrane transport. Gene Ontology annotation, cellular component: mitochondrial inner membrane. Bases 137 to 1078 code for a protein of 313 amino acids. The record is from RefSeq and is a predicted model, not a curated record. Gene Ontology annotation, molecular function: ATP:ADP antiporter activity.